Molecule: messenger RNA, 3871 nt
Organism: Raphanus sativus (radish)
Lineage: Eukaryota; Viridiplantae; Streptophyta; Magnoliopsida; Brassicales; Brassicaceae
Product: transcription factor MYB92-like
Exons: 13
Coding region: 2418-3434 (338 amino acids)
Source: RefSeq, a predicted model, not a curated record
GCUCCUUUGUGUGUUUCCGUUUCUCUGAAAAAGAUAUGGAAAAUUUUGAAGCUUUUUUUUUGACUAGAAAUUUUGAAGCUUUAAGGGAUAUGUCAGUGUCUCCUUAAUGUUAAGUGCUAUCAAUUUCGAAUAAGUACAAAAGGCUUAGGACAAAUAGCAGAUCUAAAGGCGACUUAUGAGGUUUGUCUAUGGAUAGCUUUUGUGUUCUUUAUUGGAACUCAGAUUAAGGACCUGACUUACCAACCCCAACCAUGUGUUUUAGAGUUAUGCACAGCUUUUUAUGAUGCUUUUGUCAAGAUUAUUCUAUUAUGUAUCCUAUCUUACGUAUGUAUUCAUGCAGAGAUCUUCGUACUUUUUGGGUCAGGCCAUGUGACUUACUUUUCAUGCAAAAAGCUUCUCCGGUCUUUUGUCUUUAAACACCUUAGCCUGUUCGCUUUAGCUACUGCGCCUUCUUAAAAGCAACAAUGUUAUUUUGAUAGGGUCUUUCAAAUUUUCUUUUUGUCUUCGGCUUGAUGCUUGCCGGUGAGGCAGAACGUUAAACCCAGUGGCAUGGCACUUUCUUAGGCUCUGAGGUUUUUUGAGCUAUGUUGAUUGGUGAUAUUAAAGGGACUGUCUAAGGAAUAUCAUAUUCAUUCACGAAAACGAUGACACAAGUUUACCUUUCCACCUUUAUCACUUGAUUGUUGUACUGACUUCAUCUCCUUUUCAUAGUAAAGCUCACAUUUCCGAAAAGGUGGACCUUUGAAACCCCCUAUAAAAAGCUUUUAGUGAGAAGGCAUACUAUGUUCAAACAAAAAAGAAGGUGAUAAGGCACUACUAACUUGCUAAACACAACCAGGAACCGAGUUGAGACAGCCACUACAAAUCCUUUUCGGUGCUAAACAUCUUUUUAUCCUACCUAUUUGGAAUAGAUGCAGCAAGAGAUGACGCUUGUUUACUAAUAUAAGUAGUUGGUUUAUUAUUAGUAUAAUAUAUACUUUUUAUUUAACAGUUUCAUGAUUAACUUAUUUAUGUAUAUAAUACGCAACAAAACACAUAGCUGGUUUGCUUUAUGAUGCGUAAUUAACCUUCUUAACUAAUCUUAUAUGUUGAUAGCUACUGCUUCUUGCCUCCGAGCUCAUGGGCUUCUUAUAUGGUGAUUUCAGUGUGGGCUUUGCUAGAUUGGGUUUAGAGGUAUAUAUAACCAUAGAAAGUAAAAUUAUGUGAAUGCCUUAAAGGGGCGAGGAGUGGACAUAAGAACUCUUACAACAUAAAUGGAAAAGAGAUAGAAACUUAUUCAACAAAUGACAUGGGGAAAUCAUACGUUCUUUUGAUUAUCAUUGAUGUUCUCAAUCGUAACCACGCAAGAUCCAGAUUGCCUCUAGUCCUUGAACAACUUGGAUUGUAGGAGAUACGCAUUAAAUACACAUUCCUCAAUAGUUUUCUUCUUUUUGCAUACAGAAAAACAUUACAUAUGUUAUACUUCAUCUUCAUCUGUUUUUCUUUGUUGUUGUGGAUAUAUCAUGCUAGUUGAUAUCUUUAGAGCUGCUGGAUGGCAUAUUCUUCCAUUGUUAGCGUCCAUGUCUUUCACUGUCUCUAGCUGUAAAACGAUGUCCACGACAAAAGAAGUUCAGCCACCUAAAAUGACAUGUAGUGGUUGAUAGUUAACGAAAAACAACACAUGCUCCAGCAAUGUUGGGCGUAACGGUUGAGAAAACUAUGUGCUAAUUUACUAUUCUAAAUGAAGAACAACUUUCGUAACUUGUUGGAGUUUCUUUCAAGAGCCUAAAUGAUGCUGAUCAAAUCCGAAACACGUGCAUUCUGGUUGGCUCUGACUUGCUUUGAAACUCUACACGAAACCUGUGAUCUUCACUAUAUAGAAGACACCGAAGAAAAGGACAAACUCAAGAUAUGCCAUUGGCUGAUUUCUUUUUUAGGCCGAGGGAGAAAGUCUUUUAGGUUUUGAAGAUGGUGGAGAUUUAGAUAAAUUUCUGCACCCACCUCUCCUCUAACCAGCUCCUCCCUAAUGGUCAAAAUCCAUCACAUCAAGCCUGUCACAAUCACUGAUAGGUUUGGUACUAGGGCAUAGUGAUGGCUACUGAUGAACUACUUCCCAUUUAAAGACAAAAAUAAGAGAUCAAUUGAUAUGUGUUUGACCUUUUGUCCAUUGAAGACGGCUAUUCCCGAGAUGAUACUAAUAUUGCUUAAGACAAGCAGAAGAAUUUACAUUGAAUGAUUUUUUUCACACUGGGAGGAACCACGUUAUGAAAGGGACAUGAAGAGAAAAGGGUGCUAGGUUUAAUAUAAAUAGAAGUAAGAAGCAGUUAGUGGUUGUGAAGAGAGGAGGCAAGCGACCAACCUCAGAGAAAUAACAGUAUAGAGAGGAGGAAAAAAAGAAACAAAGACCGUUGUUAAUUAGAUACAGGAGAUCAGCGAACAUGGGAAGAUCUCCUUCUAGUGAUGACUCUGGUCUCAAGAAAGGUCCUUGGACUCCUGAAGAAGAUGAGAAACUUGUCAACUAUGUCCAAAAACAUGGUCAUAGUAGCUGGAGAGCUCUUCCUAAGCUUGCUGGUCUUAACAGGUGUGGGAAGAGUUGUAGGCUAAGAUGGACGAACUACUUGAGACCUGACAUCAAGAGAGGGAAAUUUUCUCCAGACGAGGAACAGACCAUCUUGAACCUUCAUGCAGUUCUUGGAAACAAGUGGUCAACGAUUGCAAACCACUUACCGGGGAGAACAGACAACGAGAUCAAGAACUUCUGGAACACUCAUCUGAAGAAAAAGCUGAUCCAAAUGGGAAUUGACCCCAUGACACACCGGCCUAGAACUGAUAUCUUCUCCAGCUUAUCUCAGCUCAUGUCUCUGUCCUCUAACCUGAGAGGUUUUGUUGAUAUGCAGCAACAGUUUCCAAGUGGUCAAGACCAAACUAUACUGAAACUCCAAACCGAGAUGGCCAAGCUCCAGUUGUUCCAAUACCUCCUUCAAUCACCUUCAAUGAAUAGCAACAUUAACAACCCUAAUGACUUUGACAUUCUCAGUCUCCUUAACACCAUUGCCUCUUUCAAAGACACCACCACCAGCAACAGUCUCGACCUUGGUUCCUAUCUUCAGGACUUCAACAGCUUACCAUCUCUAAAAACCUUAAACUCCAACAUGGAACCAUCAUCUAUUUUCCCCCAAACUCCUGAGGACAAUCACUUCAAGUUCUUUAAUCAAAGAGAGAACCUACCUGUAUCUCCAAUCUGGCUCUCGGAUCCUACCAACUCAACUCAGAGCAUGUUACCUUCUUUUGCUCCUUCAUCUGCUGUGAGUGAUGAUAUGAUUCGAAACCAAUACGUUAUUGAACAUGUCAAUAGCAAUCUCACCUCUUCAAGUCAAGAGUCAGGAGCUUCAGCUUCAGCUACAUGGCCUGAUCAUCUAUUGGAUGAUUCCAUAUUUUCCGACAUUAUUCCCUAGCCUUCUUACGUCUUUUCUGGUGUGUUUUGGAGGAACUGAUCAAUAUCAAAUUCACGCUUGGGACUAUGCUUGUUGGAGAAUUUAUUUGCAUUAUCUAUAUAUAUUGUAGGCAUAUGAUAUAUAUUUGUGUUGUUCAUGUUGUAGAAUGUACAGUAUAGUACAGGUAUCAUAACUCAUAUGCGUGUGAUGUUACUAAUGCUUUUUAGCAUAUGUUCUUCUCGCCGUGUUUUUAUAUAUAAAUUUAUAGAGAUGACUUUUGUGCAGUAAAGGUCACUUGUGGUUGUAAUUAGGGUUUUCCUUUUUUAUUAUUUGGAUUUUUUUGUUUUAGUUUUCUUGUUUACACACAUUCGAAUCAUCAUGGAUGAAUUAUACAGAUGUUAUCAAAGUUUUUGUAUCUUUAUGUUUUUAUUACCAAGGAAAUAUUAAAGUUAGUCUUA